Dacryopinax primogenitus is the source of this 426-nucleotide messenger RNA. RefSeq lists its product as uncharacterized. Lineage: Eukaryota; Fungi; Basidiomycota; Dacrymycetes; Dacrymycetales; Dacrymycetaceae. The record is from RefSeq and is a predicted model, not a curated record. The coding region runs from base 1 to 426 and encodes 141 amino acids. The transcript is spliced from 2 exons.
AUGGCCAUUCCACCAAGCGUAGAGCUCGCUUCCAUUCGUUCCGACAAGCGUCUCGAGGCUACUCGAUUUAUGGCUUUGGCGUUAUUCGAAGCUCAUGAUGACUUGUUGGGCCUCUUGGGAAAUCACACAGUCGACUCUGUGAGGCUAUGGGAGCAGAAGGAGUGGACAGGGUACAUCGUAACGGUCACCGUCAACUUGCACGAAACUUUGCGAAUAAUCGACCCGGAACCUGUGCAGUUACAGAGCGGCGAGUCUAUUGAUGUGGAGAAGGUGCAGGGCCCGAGCAUGUUGGCCUUGGUUUGCAAUGUGAGGAGACCGUCUUCGUCGCCCACGCCCAUUGGAGCGAGCUCCAGCUCCUCUACCUCCAACAUGAUACCAACCCGAAUCGACUGGAAUGCCCCUGUUCCGUUCCACUCUGCAACCUGA